Messenger RNA from Enterobius vermicularis (human pinworm), 957 nucleotides. Lineage: Eukaryota; Metazoa; Nematoda; Chromadorea; Rhabditida; Oxyuridae. The record is from the annotation of a GenBank genome assembly.
AUGACAACUGUAAAUCAGAUGAGUGGCGUUGACGAAUUACCGGAUACGUCUGCUGUACAGAAAUCAACAGUCAAAGAAAAAAGACAUAAAUCUCCGCAUGUUGCACCUACUGUAACGACGAGUGGUGAAGUAUCUGGCAGUAAAAAGAAGUCCCAGCUGUCCCCAAAAACAAAGUCACUGCAGCAACCAGAUCUCGCUCCUAACACUGUGGCAGAGGAAAUUGUUUCCAACGCUUUAAAUGAGGAAAAAAAAGUUAAAGAGACAAUGGAGAUGAAUAACAGUGAUGAGAUUGGUGGGGAUUUAGAAGCUCGGACAUCGAAAAUGCAAAAUUCGAAGGAGAAUCACGGGUCACCGUCCAAAAAGCCGACACUACCUAGUUCUAAGAAGGAUGUUAUUGCUCCUGCAAAAUCGGAACACAAAGUGGUUGGUCGUGAGGUGCUGCAGAACAGGCCGAAUCCAGUAACUUCGCCUACUCGUUCAAAAUCUGUUACGUUAGUUUCUCCAGCAAAACGAACCAGGAACUCGUCAUCAUCGGAUAGCUCAGCCCCAGAGAAACGGAAAAAGAGUUCAGAUAAUAAUGAUAACGAAGAAGAAAUACGUGAAAAGUCCAUCGCUAUGCUUUUUAAAGCAUUGGGUAAUCAUGAAAAGGCCCAAUCUCUGGCAAAAGCUGUUGAAGAAGCGGUUUAUAACGAAUUUGAAGAUGCCAAUGACCAUCGGUAUCGUUCUCGUAUACGGUCACGAGUUUCCAAUUUGAAUCGAAAUCCAGCCAUAGGUUAUCAGCUAAUUAAUGGGAAAAUUAAGCCUGAAAGAUUCGCAAGAAUGACUGCAGACGAAUUAGCAACUCGAGAACUUAAAGAGUUGCGUGAGGAAUUGGAGCACUCAAUUGAUGACCACCUUUUACCUGAACGUGAAGUUGUUGGAACUGAAAAUACAAAAAAGAGCGACAAUGCUGUGUAA